AUGGGGAUCGUCAGGGAUUCCCUGCCCCCUGUCCCAGAGAACAAGGAGAUCCGGGCCAAGAAUCGGGCUCGGAAUGAAGAACAGAAGAAGGUCAAGGAGGACAAGAAGGCAAAGGCUGCGAGGAAGGCGCAGCGGCGAGAGAUCUCCGGAAAAAACCACCGCGAGGCCGAGAAGGCAGGGGUGGCCCCACCCGACUCUCCUGAGACUUCGGUCUCGGAGAUUGAGGGUGGGGGAAGCAUUGCGGACUGGCUUGACGAGCUGGCGGAGGAUGAUGACGUAAUCCCCCCUGCCGGCGGGGGGAUUGAGAUCCCCGAGGGGUCGAAGGCCCGAGUGGGGGAGAAGACGUCGGGGGGCGGAUUCGAGGUGCCCCCUCAGCCGGUGGCGCCGGAGGGCCCAACUGGGCCUUGUCCGGCGUCUAGAGCGGAGGUAGGCGACUCGGUGGAGGUGCCGCGGGCCGGGACCACCGUCGAAAUCCCUGCACCCACUGCUGGGGAGACGGGGGUCCAGCCAACAGCUCCAGGCACUCUGGGAGGCCCUCAGGGAGUUCCGAGCUCCCAAAAGAAGGUCGUCCCCCGAGCGAGCCGAAAGCAAAAGGCGGCGCCAGUGGCGCUGGCCCCCCUAAAAGCCGUGAAGAGGGGGGCGCAGUCGACCCCUGGGUCGGCGAGGCCCAAAACGCCGCCUCCCCUGAACCGCGAGGAGGGGGAGCUCCCCCAUGUUGAGGAGGGGCGGGAGGCUGGGCGGAAGACGCCGGAUCCCCCGACGAAGGAGGGGAGGACGCCGAGGCCCCAGGAGGCAGAGGAGACGGUCGUGGCCUUUGAGGCUGUUCCCCCAGCGGGGGAUGUCAGCCAAGGGGGUCAUGAUCAUCAAGCCGAGAGGGGCCUGACCGAGGGGACGCUCAGUGUGGUGGCCACAGAGAGGCCCCACGGGAAAGCGCCGGCCCGGCCCGAGGCUCCAGCCAGAGAGGGAGGAGGGAGGAUGGUGCGGGGUCAAGACCCCGUGAUCUGGCCCAACCCUGACGACCCAGAGGGGAGGGCCAGGUUUGUGCUGGACGACCCGUCAGAGUCUUACCUCUGGCGGGGUCUUGAAGAAUGCGGGCGCGCGAGCGUCGAGGUGCUCAAUCGAGCAUCCGAGCUCGUUAGCCGCGAUAUGUUUAAAUUCGCCCAGGCGCUCCAAGCCGCUUCCUUGGAGAAAUCGACAUUCCUCCGAGGGGAGCGGGACGCCUGGGCGGCCUGCGACGACGAGAAGGCUGCGCGAGAGGCGACCGAGGGGGAGCUUGCGAAGGAAUGCGAUAUCUCUGGCGAGCUUCGGCAGAAGUGCUCGGCCCUCGCAACCGAGGCUCAGGAGGCCCGAGAAAAGGUCGCCCCCCUGGAGAAGAGGGUCGGGGACCUUACCCAGGAAUCCGAGGAGCAGAGGGAAGCGGCUGAGAGGUACAAGAGUUAG
Messenger RNA from Sorghum bicolor (sorghum), 1440 nucleotides. Its product is annotated as proline-rich proteoglycan 2-like. Lineage: Eukaryota; Viridiplantae; Streptophyta; Magnoliopsida; Poales; Poaceae. The coding region runs from base 1 to 1440 and encodes 479 amino acids. The transcript is spliced from 5 exons. The record is from RefSeq and is a predicted model, not a curated record.